Molecule: messenger RNA, 839 nt
Organism: Phragmites australis (common reed)
Lineage: Eukaryota; Viridiplantae; Streptophyta; Magnoliopsida; Poales; Poaceae
Product: PLASMODESMATA CALLOSE-BINDING PROTEIN 3-like
Exons: 4
Coding region: 60-608 (182 amino acids)
Source: RefSeq, a predicted model, not a curated record
AGAUGCAAGUAGAACCACGAAGCUAGCAGCGCCCCGCAAGGUACACUCUGCGACGCGCAAUGGCGACUCCACUGUUCGUGCUACUCUUGCUGGCCAUGCCACUCUUCAGAGGAUCAGACGGGGCGUGGUGCGUGUGCCGGCCGGACGUUGCCGACGCGGCGCUGCAGAGGACGCUGGACUACGCGUGCGGGCACGGCGCGGACUGCGCCUCCGUGCUCCCGACCGGGCUGUGCUACAGCCCUGUCACGGUGCGCGCGCACUGCUCCUACGCCGCCAACAGCUACUUCCAGCGGAACAGCCAGUCCAAGGGCGCCACCUGCGACUUCGGCGGCACCGCCAACCUCACCGACACAGACCCGAGCUCUGGAACCUGCAAAUACCCUGCAACCCCGAGUGCCGCAGGGACAAGCAAUGCAACUGGCUCGGGCACGUCGUCGCCAGGCUCCAUGAGUGCCCCGACAACGCCCAGCACGGGAGGGGGCUUCACGACACCGGUCACCGCGUCUGGCCCUGCUCCCAGCGCCCUCAGCACUGGCACUGCCGUUGCGUUUGUUGGUAGCCACGUCCUCCUCGCCGUUGUCUCCGUUCUAGCUUUCUUGGUGAAGUGACGUGCUCAGAAGGCAGUCGAGCAGCGUCAAGGAGCUCUCUAGUCCUAUUGAACCGGCCGGUUGUACGAAGGGGGCUUUGGUGUCGUGGUGGAGAUUUGGCUAUCGUUCGUUCUUCAGCUUGGAUGUCUGUCGCAGUUGUCAUGUACUUACGCCUCAUGUUUAUGGAUUGAGUUCGAUUUCUUUACCUGAACUACGGGUGCUGGACUGCUGGUGCGUUUCAUGUCUCCAUAA